Messenger RNA from Apodemus sylvaticus (European woodmouse), 4771 nucleotides. It is a transcript of the gene Timeless, whose product is annotated as timeless circadian regulator. The coding region runs from base 412 to 4125 and encodes 1237 amino acids. Lineage: Eukaryota; Metazoa; Chordata; Mammalia; Rodentia; Muridae. The record is from RefSeq and is a predicted model, not a curated record. Gene Ontology annotation, molecular function: DNA binding. Gene Ontology annotation, cellular component: replication fork protection complex. Gene Ontology annotation, biological process: DNA replication checkpoint signaling; replication fork arrest; DNA repair. The transcript has 30 exons.
GCAGGCGCAGACUGGUCGCUCCCAGCCGAGUGGCGGGAAAGGCUGCGACCCCGCACCUCAGAGCCGCUGGCUCUGCGAGGCUUCAGAGGACUCGCGGAGAGCGGGGAGGGGAACGUGUAGGCAGGACAACUUGCUGGAGUCAGUUCCCUCCUACCGUGUAGGUUCUGUGGUAACUCAGGUUACCAACCUCAGUGGCAAGCAUCCUUACCACUGAGCUAUCUCGUCAGCCCAAAGCUAGGACUUCCAACUCCUGUGGUACAUCCAGACUAGGAGGGCUGCAUGAGGAAACUGUAGAAGAUGGAGGAGGCCGUCUGACCCCUCCCAAGGCUGCAGAGGUCUCUGAGUCCCACAGGCCUCCCCGUUUCCAUCUGCCAUCCCCACUGCCCGUUCCGCUAGUUGGGCCUCUGGUGUAUGGACUUGUACAUGAUGAACUGCGAACUUCUAGCCACUUGUAGCGCCCUUGGGUACUUGGAAGGAGGCACUUACCACAAAGAGCCGGAUUGCCUGGAGAGUGUGAAGGAUCUGAUCCGGUACCUGCGGCAUGAGGACGACACCCGAGACGUGCGGCAGCAGCUGGGAGCUGCGCAGAUCCUGCAGAGUGACCUCCUGCCGAUCCUCACGCAGCACCGCCAGGACAAGCCUCUCUUCGAUGCUGUGAUCAGGCUGAUGGUAAAUUUGACUCAGCCAGCCUUGCUCUGUUUUGGCAGCGUGCCUAAGGACCCCAGCGUCCGACACCAUUUUCUGCAGGUUCUAACCUACCUGCAGGCCUACAAAGAGGCCUUUGCCAGUGAGAAGGCAUUUGGAGUCCUCAGCGAGACCUUGUAUGAGCUGCUGCAGCUGGGCUGGGAGGAUCGGCAAGAAGAAGACAACUUGCUGAUUGAACGGAUCCUUCUGCUGGUCAGAAAUAUUCUCCACGUCCCAGCCAACCCUGAGCAGGAGAAGAGGAUCGACGAUGACGCCAGCGUCCACGACCGGCUUCUUUGGGCAAUUCACCUCAGCGGCAUGGACGACUUGCUCCUCUUCCUGUCCAGCUCGUCCGCUGAGCAGCAGUGGAGCCUCCACGUGCUGGAGAUUGUCUCCCUCAUGUUCCGAGACCAGAACCCUGAGCAGCUAGCCGGCGUAGGGCAGGGACGCUUGGCUCAGGAGCGAAGCACGGACGUGGCAGAACUGGAGGUGCUGCGCCAGCGGGAGAUGGCGGAGAAGAGAGCUCGGGCCCUCCAGCGAGGAAACAGGCACUCUCGAUUCGGGGGCUCCUACAUUGUCCAGGGGUUGAAAUCUAUUGGGGAGAGGGACGUCGUCUUUCACAAAGGCCUGCACAACCUCCAGAACUACAGCUCGGAUCUGGGAAAGCAGCCCCGGAGGGUGCCGAAGCGGCGACAGGCUGCCCAGGAACUGUCCGUCCAUCGCCGCUCGGUCCUGAAUGUGAGGCUCUUCCUCAGAGACUUCUGCUCUGAGUUCCUGGAGAACUGUUACAACCCGCUCAUGGGCGCAGUCAAGGAUCACCUGCUUCGGGAGAGAGCUCAGCAGCACGAUGAGACCUACUACAUGUGGGCGAUGGCUUUCUUCAUGGCCUUCAACCGAGCCGCCGCCUUCCGCCCCAGCUUUGUCUCGGAGACCCUCAGUGUCCGCACCUUUCACUUUGUGGAGCAGAACCUCACCAACUACUAUGAGAUGAUGCUGACGGACCGCAAGGAGGCCGCCUCCUGGGCACGCAGGAUGCACCUGGCCCUGAAGGCCUACCAGGAGCUGCUGGCCACGGUGAACGAGAUGGACGCGUGCCCAGAUGAGGCUGUGAGGGAGAGCAGUCGCAUCAUCAAAAACAACAUCUUCUAUAUGAUGGAGUACCGGGAACUAUUUCUGGCACUCUUUCGAAAGUUUGAUGAGAGAUACCAUCCACGCUCUUUCCUUCGUGACCUGGUAGAAACCACGCACCUCUUCCUCAAAAUGCUGGAGCGCUUUUGUCGGAACCGUGGGAACCUGAUGGUGCAGAACAAAAGAAAAAAGCGAAAAAAGAAAAAGAAGGUUCAGGACCAGGGUGUUGCUUUCUCACAUAGCCCUGAGGAACUGGAGGCCCUGUGGCCAGCCCUGGAAGAGCAGCUUCUGCAGUGCGCCCAGGACCCCGAGCUCAGUGUGGACACCAUUGUUCCCUUCGAUGCGGCCUCAGAGGUGCCAGUGGAGGAGCAGCGCGUAGAAGCCAUGGUGAAGAUCCAAGACUGCCUUAGGACCGGCCAGGCCCCGCAAGCCCUGGCCCUCCUGCGGUCUGCCCGGGAAGUGUGGCCUGAAGGAAAUGUGUUUGGCUCUCCAGUCAUUUCCCCAGGGGAAGAAAUGCAGUUGCUGAAACAGAUCCUGUCCGCGCCCCUUCCCCGGCAGCAGGAGCCGGUGGAAGGAGAUGCAGAGGAGGAGGAGGAAGAGGAGGAGGAGGAGGAGUUACAGGUGGUCCAGGUGUCCGAGAAGGAGUUUAGCUUUUUGGACUACCUGAAACGCUUCGCAUGCUCGACCAUCGUGCGGGCCUACGCACUCCUCCUGCGGAGCUACCGGCAGAACAGUGCGCACACCAACCACUGCAUCACCAAGAUGCUGCACCGGCUGGCCCACGACCUGGGGAUGGAAGCCUUGCUUUUCCAGCUCUCCCUGUUCUGCCUCUUCAAUCAGCUGCUUAGCGACCCGGCUGCUGCAGCCUACAAAGAGCUAGUGACGUUUGCCAAAUACAUCAUUGGCAAGUUCUUUGCAUUGGCUGCAGUGAACCAGAAAGCGUUUGUGGAGCUGCUGUUCUGGAAGAACACCGCAGUGGUUCGGGAAAUGACCCAGGGAUAUGGCUCCCUCGACAGUGGGUCUUCCAGCCACAGAGCCCCUGCGUGGAGCCCUGAGGAAGAGGCCCAACUUCAGGAACUAUACCUCGCCCACAAGGAUGUGGAAGGUCAGGAUGUAGUGGAAACCAUCUUGGCGCACCUGAAAGUGGUUCCUCGAACACGCAAACAGGUCAUCAACCAUCUGGUUCGGAUGGGCCUGGCCGACAGUGUCAAGGACUUCCAGAGGAAAGGGACCCAGAUCGUCUUGUGGACAGAGGACCAGGAGCUGGAGUUACAGCGGCUCUUUGAGGAGUUCCGGGACUCCGAUGAUGUCCUUGGUCGUAUCAUGAAGAAUAUCACAGCCAAACGCUCACGGGCUCGAGUUGUGGAUAAACUGUUGGCCCUGGGGUUGGUGUCUGAGCGGAGGCAGCUAUACAAGAAAAGGAGAAAGAAGCCGGCGCCUUCUUGCACGCAGAAUGGAGCAGAGUCCCAGAAAGACUCUUGGCAGGACGAUCCAGAAGAGGAAGAACACUUGUCAGAGGGCGAGAGUGAAGAUGAGGAGAGCGAGGACGGCUUGUCAGCAGGACAGGUUCAGGGUGGCUCCUCUCUCUCUGCCAAAAACCUCGGUCAGAGCCUGCGCCAGGAAGGCCUCUCUGCUCCCCUCCUGUGGCUCCAGAGCUCCCUGAUUCGUGCAGCAAAUGACCGAGAAGAGGAUGGCUGCUCCCAGGCCAUCCCUCUGGUGCCUCUGACAGAGGAAAAUGAGGAAGCAAUGGAGAACGAACAGUUUCAGCAUCUGCUGCGCAAGCUAGGGAUCCGGCCGCCCAGCUCAGGCCAGGAAACCUUCUGGCGAAUUCCAGCCAAACUGAGCUCCACCCAGCUCCGGAAAGUGGCUGCUUCUUUGAGUCAGCGAGAAAACGAGGAGGAAAGAGAAGAGGAGCCAGAGCCAAAUCCAGGACAGCAGCGUCCCCGUGAGCAGAGUCCUCGUGAGCAGAGUCCUCGUGAGCAGAGUCCUCGUGAGCAGAGUCCCCGUGAGCAGAGUCCCCGUGAGCAGAGUCCUCGUGAGCAGAGUCCUCGUGAGCAGAGUCCCCGUGAGCAGCACCGAGCCGGCGCCCUGAGAGCCCUCUUGUCAGCCCGUAAGAGGAAAGCAGGCCUGGUGUCUGCAGAAGAGGCGGCCCCUGGGGAGGAAGACUGGAAAUCAGUGCCUAAGAAGCGGCAGCUGCUGGACAGCGACGAAGAGGACGACAAUGAGGGGGACAGACAAGCAGCAGUGUCAGGAACUCCAAGAAUCCACAAGAAGAAACGGAUUCAGAUUGAGGAUGACGAUGAGGAUGACUGAAAGCCAGACGCCUUUGACCACACGAGUGGAAGGCACAGGAGCUACUUUGCCUGGGCUGAAAGCAAUCUUCUCAAUCUUCUCAACGUUUUGGGUGGAGUCUUUGCAGUAAGCCAGUGUGCACAGCUGGUCUCUGGAUCCGUCUGUAGCAAAUAAGAGUGGUGAAACGUUGAAGGCGGCCUGGACUACUCUCUGGACUGCUCCUGGCUUCCUUCAGACGGGGAGCUCUGUGACAUAGGACCUGAGUGUUCCUACCGCCCUCACAAGGCCCUGGAUUCCUGCCAUGGACUUCCCAGUGGUUGAUCCCAGGACACAUGAUUGAGCCCGUUUCUGCAGUUGAGGUACAGUUGUGAUGCACUGCCCUCAGGCUUGACUUGUGUUUCAUAUUAAACAUGUAAACUUAACAGUUGCUGAUCUCAGAGCGACCAGCCAGUCAUCUGUUGUCUUUGGAAGAACUUUAAGAGCAAAGUUAAAAGACGUUUCCUGAACUGAGCGUGGUAGCGUAAGCUUUUGAUCCCAGCAUGUGGGGGAUAGAGGCAGGAGGAUUGCCACGAGGGAGAGGGAAGAGAGUGGCCCACACCUGGGACAGUAAAUGUAAUUUUUUUUUAAAAAAAAAUUCAGCCUGACAAUAAAUGUACUUUUAAAAAGA